Messenger RNA from Chenopodium quinoa (quinoa), 684 nucleotides. RefSeq lists its product as uncharacterized. Gene Ontology annotation, molecular function: protein dimerization activity. The coding region runs from base 1 to 684 and encodes 227 amino acids. The record is from RefSeq and is a predicted model, not a curated record. The transcript is spliced from 2 exons. NCBI's taxonomy places the organism in Eukaryota, Viridiplantae, Streptophyta, Magnoliopsida, Caryophyllales, Amaranthaceae.
AUGAUGCAAAGACAAAAAGUGAGGCAGAGUUUAUUUAAUGCAAUUGGAAGUUUUGAGUUUUUGCUUGGUAUGGUUAUUUGGUAUGAUAUUCUAUUUGCUAUAAAUAUGAUUAGCAAAAAAUUGCAAUCUAAGAAUAUGUGCAUUGAUGAUACAAUAAAACAUGUAGAAGAAGUUGUUUCUUAUUUUGAAAAAUAUCGAGAAGAAGGUUUUACAAAAAGUAUGAGUCUUGCAAAAAUUAUUGCAUUUGAAAUGGAUGUUGAACCCAUCUUUCCAACAAAACGUACUAUGAUAAGAAAAAAAUAUUUUGGAGAGAACAAUGAGGAUCAAGAUGAAAAUAUGUCACCUGAAGAAUCAUUUAGAGUUCAUUAUUUUCUUGUUGUUGUUGAUAUGGCAAUUACAUCUUUGAAAAACAGAUUUGAGGAAUUGAAGACAUUUGAAAGGAUUUUUGAUGUUGAUGUAGAUGAUUUGUUCUCUGAAUUAAAGGUGUUACAAUUUACUUUGCCAAACAAUUUCAUGUCUGCCAUUGAUAUUCUUAAAUUUGUUAAACUUGCAGAUAGUUAUCCAAACGUUUCCAUUGAAUAUCGAGUUCUAUUAACGGUGCCUGUGACCGUGGCAAGUGCGGAAAGAAGUUUUUCAAAAUUGAAGUUGAUCAAAACUUACCUGAGGUCAUCAUCAAUGUCAUAA